Acanthoscelides obtectus is the source of this 1383-nucleotide messenger RNA. NCBI's taxonomy places the organism in Eukaryota, Metazoa, Arthropoda, Insecta, Coleoptera, Chrysomelidae. The record is from the annotation of a GenBank genome assembly.
CAACUGUUUUCGUGGUCAUUUUCUUCCCACGAUAUCUGGGCGAUGAUUAAUAAUGCUUACGAGGCUGUGAAGCAUUUAUUUCUUUUAGCACUUUGAACUCGUAUUUAUAAUCAUAGACGUCAUUUCAACCUGCGUUUAUUGUGAUUUGUGGUCAGAACUGGUAGAUAGGGAUACUUGUCUUUCUUACUACCCAUAGAAACCUUGACGUUUCAUUCCAACACAUUUUUCAUCUGUGAACUGACGUGUUCUUGGAACAGCUGUGAUAAGUGAGUGAUAUCAAGGGUUAGAGGUUAGGAUUGUGUUUUGUUUUCAAGGUUUUAUGAAGUCUAUUUUCAUAAAUUUUGUGAUUGUACUUGGUGAGACACAAUUUUUAUCAAUCAAUCAUGAUUAGGCACGUGCUAAAAUUAGUCAUAGUGUAAUUACAUAGCGCAAAACACGCCUACACAAUAACUUUAUUCUGCAAGUAAAAAGUCUAGAACUCUUCUAUGCAGAUUUGUUAUAAGGUCAGCCUUGCGAAUUGGCAUUUGAGCACAUCAAUAGGAAUAGUAUAGUUGAAAUAAAAUGAUGUCAUCACCAAAUAUAUGCUCAUAAAUCUAUAUCUAUAACACUUGUAAGAAAUGGAGAAGUUAGGAAGGCUUCUUCUUGAUAAAUUUGCAACAUAUUUCCUGGAUGAUUUGGAUAAUACACAACUAAAACUAGCCUGGAGUGGAGCUGCUGAACUAACCAAUGUUGUGAUCAAACCAUCCAUUUUGGAGGACUUGAAUCUACCUGUUCAAGUUAUACAUGGUUCUAUAGGGAAACUUGCAUUGAAAAUACCAUGGCAUUCAAUUUAUACAUCACCAACUACAGUGCUGAUAGAGAAUGUGUAUCUGGUGGUUGCACCCAAUCAACAGGUGGCAUACGACCCUGUUAAAGCAGAAAAAUUGAUGCUACAGGUAAAGCAGGCUGAAUUAAGGAAGAUUGAAGAAGCUGAGAAAAUGGAGGAAGAAAAAGACCAGCCUCAGCAAGACCCUAAUCUUGCGCAACGGUUUUUGUUUGCAAUGAUAAGAAACAUACAGUUGACUAUCAAGAAUGUCCAUAUUCGAUAUGAAGGACAAAGUUACCAGCCCAUCUUCCCCGUUCUCUUUUGGCUUUACUCUGGGCAAUUUGCUAGUGGAAAGUACCGAUCAGAAUUGGAAAGUUUGUUUCAUCGAUUCAAAGGAUCUUAAAGAACCUGUCUCUAGAUUUUAUAAGACUACACAAUUGGAUAGCUUAGCUAUGUACUGGAAUAGCCACUCUGAGACAUAUAGCCAUUUGCCAAUGGCUGAAAUGCAUAAGCAUCUGAGUAAAAUUGCUAAACAAACUCGAAGCCUGACAACUACAGAUACAUUUUGGGCCCUAUGA